UAUCCGGUAUCCCAUGAUAAUACAAUAGGAGCAGUAUCAUACUACAGCGACUUUCAGUGGUCUUCCCGCAGAGUGUGCGUUGGGAUCCAGGGCUUGCACGGCACAGUAUUACACAAUGCGUAUAGAUGUGCAGUGAAAGGUGAACAGGAUUGACCUGGACGUCACCAAGGAGAUAUGGUUGUACGAUUCUUGCUGUCGGUGUGCAAUGUCAUUUUCGUCGUGGGUGCAGUUUCUGUCAAUAAAUGCGAAGACAUGGGUUGCCCAACCACGAAGGGAGACCACAUCAACGUGCACAUCACACCUCAUAGCCAUAACGAUGCCGGUUGGAUACAAACGUUGAAGCAGAUAUACGAACACUCUGUUUCAUAUAUUUACACAAACUCGAUCGAUGCGCUGCUGCAGAACAGACAGCGCCGCUACGUAUCGGCUGAAAAUGUCUUCUUCUCUCGUUGGUGGACAGAACAAAGCCCGGAGCAGCGGCAGGCUGUACGAAAGCUAGUGACCUCUGGUCGCCUGCAGUUCGUGGGAGGCGGUUGGGUACAGAACGACGAGGCCUGUACGCACUACACUGCCAUCAUCGACCAAAUGACGUUAGGCCUAAGGUUCCUCAACGAAACAUUCGGGGAGUGCGGCCGUCCGACCGUUGCAUGGCAGGCGGAUCCCUUCGGGCAUUCGCGAAAUCAGGCUAACCUCUUCGCGCUGAUGGGUUUUGAUGGCUUAAUGUUAGGAAGGAUUUCCAUGGAGGAAGUGGAGAAGCGACACCUCGCGAAGGAAAUGCUAUUCGUUUGGAGGACUGAACCAGGAGACCGUCGUGACACAGACAUCUUUACUUGGAUACCUCCCGGUUCGUACAGUACGCCUUCGAGGCUUUGUUUCGAUGGCACCAGCUGCGGCAAGAGCGAAGAGCAGAGUCAACCGGGAGCCAAUGAAGUUGCAGGAUCCAUGGUUUCCUACACCUACGCUCUGGCAGACACAUAUCCUCCGAGCCAAGUUGCUUUGCUGUACGGGGGCGACUUGGCGUUCCGAAGUGCAUCGGAAGUUUUUGACCAUUUGGAUGCUGCUAUUGACGCUGCCAAUGGCAAGGGUCGACCGAGGUUGCUACAGCACCAUUACUCGACCCCUGCGUGUUACGUCAAGGCGCUGUAUGGCUUGAACAGGACGUGGACUGUUUUCGGAGGUGACUUCUUCCCCUAUACGGACCAUCCUGCGCGAACGUGGACUGGAUUCUACACGUCAAGACCAGCCUUGAAGUACAUGACCCGUUACGCGAAUGGAUUUCUGCAGGCGUGUAAGCAACUAGCAGUCACAGCGGGCGGAGAACAAACUUCACGACUAGAGGCGCUCAAAGAAGCAGUAGCUGUAUUGCAGCACCAUGACGGAAUCACGGGCACCGCGACGGAAGAAGUCGUUUGGGACUACAUUGAUAUGCUAUGGGCAGGAAUCUUGCGAUGCGAGUCUGCCAUCAGGGAUUCAAUCUCGUACCUGAUGAACUCCAACAAGCACUCCUUCAGUGUCCUGCCGUUCAAGUUCUGCCAUCUUCUCAACAUAAGUCAAUGUUCGUUCACUGAGAAAGAGAAGCAGUUCACCGUAGUGGUGUACAACCCGAUGAGCCGCCAAGAAAAUGUCGCCGUUCGGCUGCCGGUCACCGUGAAGAGUGCCACGGUCACGGAUUCCAAAGGGUCCGAAGUCGAAGUGCAGGUGGUCGGCGUACUCCAACACCGCACUCCCAUUCCAGAACGUGAAAGUAAGGCGAAGUGGGAACUAGUCACGGUAGUCCCUGUUCCUGCCUUAGGCUUUGCUACCUUUGUGGUGGACCUUGCUUCUAGUGUACCUCCAAAGGUACAAGCUGGUGCCCGGUCAGUUUCGUCUAUGGUGGAGGAGUACCUUACACUCGAGAAGCAAGAAAGCUUUAUAGAAAACGACAGGUACCGUUUGGAAGUGGACACGACGACUGGCCUUGUGACACGGCUUCAUCUCCUUGGCCGCAGACUGACCAUAGCCUUCAGGCAGACGUUCGGGGUUUACGAAGAUGACGAUGGUGUAGCUCCAGAGCCCGCGGGCCACUAUGUUUUUUCUGCAGUCAAACCACCGGUUGAGAGGUCAUCGCGAGUCACCUACAAAGUGAUAAAGGGCCCCGUGGUGCAAGAGAUCCAUCAGAUAUACAACGAGGCCAUCUCUCAAGUGAUAAGGCUCUACAAGGGCAUGGACACAAUAGAGUUUCAAUGGACGGUCGGUCCCAUAAAUCCACUGUUAGGGGAAUACGCCACUGGCCGUGACAUCGUAACAACGUAUGCAACUGACCUUCGGAACAAUGGCGUCUUUUACACCGACAGUAAUGGAAGGCAAAGCAUGAAGAGAACUCUAAAGGAAGGAUCCGAUUUCGCACUGCCUAUACCUUCGAAUUAUUACCCAGUAGUGUCGUGGAUUUACAUUCAGGACCAGUACAAAGGCCUGCAGCUUUCCGUUAUACCUGACAGAGCUCAAGGUGGGACUAGCUUCAAGGAUGGAAUGAUUGAGCUCAUGCUGCAUAGGCGGCAUCCAACGAGUGACAACCUCGGAAACUCCGAGCUUUUGGAAGAGACUGGUGUCGACGGAAAAGGCCUCAUUGCAAGAGGAAAGCACUACGUCCAUUUAGGAACACUCGAAGAGUCGUUUCCCGUGGUUCGACAGGCAUCCCUACGCAGAGUUUAUCUCCCUGUCACCAUGGUUACUGCCUUCCCUCUCCCGCAGCGUAUUCAAUACGCAAAGAAAUCCACCCUGGAGGCUAACCUGCCAGACACACUGCACCUGCUAACGUUGGAGCCCAUCUCGAAGAACAGAGUUCUGUUUCGUGUCGAGCACCUAGGCCUGGUAAACAGAUCGGUGCAGAUCUCACUACGGAAACUUUUAAAAGACCGCCAGUUUGAAGACAUCCAACCCACUCUCCUGGGAGCCAACGAGUACCUCCAGAACGUGCAGAGAUUACAUUGGAGCACCAAAACUUAUGACCGAAGCAACAACAAAGCGUCUGGUGUGAAGAAUCACAACUUGUCCGGUGAGACUGACAAGGUGACAUUGAGGCCAGGAGACAUUCAAACCUUUGUGGCAAAACUGAAGUAUAUGCACUAACUGGGAUUUGCUUUUUGUCUGGCCAAUUGCAAGCAUGAUAGUGUCUUUUUUUACUUUUUUAACAAAUAAAUGGGCCUUUGCAGCAUGGGUUGUCAGUGA
Molecule: messenger RNA, 3207 nt
Organism: Ornithodoros turicata
Lineage: Eukaryota; Metazoa; Arthropoda; Arachnida; Ixodida; Argasidae
Product: lysosomal alpha-mannosidase-like
Exons: 23
Coding region: 175-3108 (977 amino acids)
Biological process (GO): mannose metabolic process
Cellular component (GO): lysosome
Molecular function (GO): carbohydrate binding; alpha-mannosidase activity
Source: RefSeq, a predicted model, not a curated record